Messenger RNA from Prorocentrum cordatum, 348 nucleotides. Lineage: Eukaryota; Dinophyceae; Prorocentrales; Prorocentraceae. The record is from the annotation of a GenBank genome assembly.
AUGGCCCGCUCCUCCUCGCUGCUGAUCUCCUGCGCCGUCGCGGUCGUGGCCGUCGUGUCGGUGGCCUCUCUGGGGCUGAGCUUCGUGGGGACGCCGGCGACGGCGGGCCUGCGUGCUGGCCAGCGCGAGCCCAGCGUGGAGAUGCAGUUCUUCGGCGGGUCGCCGUCGCCGGCACCGUCGCGUCCGUCGUCGGCGGGAGGAGACUGGCGCGCCAAGGCCCGGGCUGACCUCUAUGAGCAGAGCGGAAAUUACGUGGUCUCGUUCUCCAUCGUGUUCCUCUGCUUGUGCGUGCUGAGCGGCAACACUGGCCCAGGGUACUUCGGCAACUUCUUCGACUACAAGCUGUAG